GGGUCACAAGAAAUGCGCUGGGUUUGAUGAAUGUUAUUCCGACGUUAAGAUGGUUCGCAUGUUCGUAACAUGAAAACAUAGUCAGUUGAUGAUCCGUAAAAUUGUCAAGUUUAGACGUGUUAGUAAAGCAAGAGAAAGGAUAAUGUCUCUUGUUACUGAUUCAGUCACUGUCCAGGCAAUAGUUCUAAAUAAUUUAUCUACGGUUGUUGGAAUAGCCACCGAUGAAGUCCUGAUAAGUCAAGAGUAUCCAGAUUCCGUUGAAAAGGCUUUAUUAUUUUUCUUAAAAUGUUUGUUGAGCAAGCACAAGUUCACUGACUCUUUUAUCCACAAUUUGUAUGCAGAAAGUCCUGAACAUUUGUUUAAGCUGCAGUCAAACGAGUCUAGUAACGGAUUACAACAUUAUCAGGAAUUUCCAAUAUUUUCGGGGAAUUUAUCGCUUUUCCACAUAAUUAAUACAUUUGUGUGUACUUUGUCAUCAGAAGAUAUUCUUGCUUUAGAUAAAGCAUUAAAGUUAGGCCGUGAAGGUUAUUAUUGUCUUGUGAAAAAUCCAUCCAAUUUUCCGAAAUCAGUGAAUUUCAAAAAUGACUCGGUGGAGCUUUCUGAUUGUGUACACAGUUGCGAACAACCUGAGGAAUCAAUGGAGAAAUGCAAUAAAUGCGUCAUUCGUAAUUUUCGUUCUUUAUAUCCAUGUUCGAGGUCGAAACGGACUAAAAACAACUCUCCAUCUAAUAACUGUGUUUCAAAGACCUUAUUUUGUAUUGACCUUUUGCUUGCUGUUUGCAAAGCGUGGAGAUGGAAGGACUUAAGCCCGGGUGAUUACCUCAGACGGAUUGGACCUUGUCAGUUUUCAGAAAAGCAUGCAAACUCACAAAUUUGUUUAAAUCCCUAUCACUGGAGUCGAAUACUUAUUCAAGAUAAAAUUAAUGAAAAAAUUAACUGCUCAAGAUAUUCUUCAGAUCCAGAUAUUGUUUGUCUGGGAUUGAAUACGGAUUCAGAAUAUCCUAACGAUAUGAUGCCAUUAUUACUACCACCGUCUGCAUUAUCUUCAUUGUCAUCAUCUUCCUCAUCGUCAACAGAAUCAACAUCUGCAGAAACACAAAUCUCUUCAAUUCAGAUGGAUCAGUCAUGUGAUUCAGUUAUAUCAUAUGAUCCAAUUAUAAAUAAUUCUUCAUCUCCGUUGCUUGCCAAUUAUAAUACCUAUGCAAAAACAAAACUGACUUACUGUUCACCUCAGUUUCUUCAGAAAAUACAACAAAAAUUGCACAUGAAUUUAAUAAAUUCUGUUUCAUCUUUGACCAAAUGGAAGAGAUUGAAAAACAAUACAAAUUUUACAUUAUCUACUUACUUGGCUCCAUCCAAAGAUUUCAAUCAUACAACACUACCACCACCACUACCAACAACAACAACUACUACUACAUUGACAUCUGUAAGUAGUUCUGAUGAUGAAAUGCAUAGUUGUAAUUUCAUCUUAUCUUCUAACAACCGUAGAAAUGAUAAUCCUUUACAAAAUUCUAAUCUACAUUUUAACCGACUUAUUUCUAUCAGCGAUCAUUCUGUUACAAUAAAUAAUGAAAAAUCUGACCUACAUAGUCGUCUUCCUUCUCCCUCUCCUCUACAUCAUCUUAAACCAUGGGCAAAUAUUUCCUAUUGGGAAUCACAUCAUCAUGUCGGACGUAGAUGGUAUCAAAUUACAAAUCGUAAAUUAAAUAUUGUCUACAAUGAUGUUAAUAUUAAUGAUGAUGAUGAUGAUCAUAAUAAUAGUGAUGUAAAGGACAAACUGUAUUCAUCUCCGAAACAAGCAUAUAUACAUAAGGAAAAUCAUUCAAAUUAUAGUAGUAAAUCUCAAAAUGAUUAUAUAUAUUUAUCUUUACUGACUUUAUAUCAAUCGAAUCAUGUAAAAUAUAAUUGUAAAUCAGAUUGUAAUAGAAGUAGUAGUGAACUUCUCAAGAAUCAUUCUACCACUCCCUCUAUCACUUGUCCUACGAAUAUGAUUAGUGGUAAUAACAGUAGUAUCAUCAGAUCAUCUUCAAAACAAUGCAAAAAGUGUUAUAAUUAUGUGGAUUCAUUCGACAAUACAUCUCUUAUACCAAAUUUAACUAUUCAUUCAUCAAUGUAUAAAUCAUCUUCUGGUUGGAAACAAUGUUGUCGUUUAGGCAGCCAGGGUAUUUCUCUUACACUUACCACUUAUGGUUGUGUAUGGUUAAGUAAUCAAGCGAUGGCUACAAACUUACCUAUAUUUGUAUCAUCACCUUGUUUGCAGUUUCAUAAUGCGAAUUCUUCUUCCUCUUCUUCUUCAUCACUUAAUAGUAGUACUGAAGACUUUCUUGUUGAUAGACCUGUAUAUCGUGUACCAGCAGGUUAUUCUUUAUUAGUUUUCGACCUUUCAUUUUAUGAAAACUGGUUGCAACAACAUUCUUCUUCAUCAUCUUCAGCGUCAUCAUCAUCAUCUUGUCGUCAGUAUUUCAGUAACAACCAUAAUGGCGACAACAGUCAUUUAAGUGAUAAUAAUAAUAAUAAUAAUGUGGAUUUUAACGAGUUGCAUAAAACUCAUUUAUGGGCAAAAAAUAACAAUCUAUGCAAAAAUCCAAUUAUACAUAUAAGUUUAGGUAAAGGUUGGGGACCAUCAUAUCGUCGACCAGAUGUUACACAUUGUCCAGCACGUUUAGAGGUGUGGAUUAAUUUAGAACAUCUGUUUCCUUUAUUUAUUUCAUCAAACAAAUAAGAAAUUGUAAAAACAAAAAAAAAAUAAAAUUUAUUUUUCCAAUAUCAUUUUCAUUAUCUUUUCUCUCUUUUUUCAUUUAUUUUUCUUGGUAUUAUUGUGAUUUAAUAAUAAUAAUAAUCAAAAGAAAAUUAUGUAUAUACAUAACAUGUGUAAAUAAUGAGAAACUGUUAUAUACCAUUGAACUAUUAGCAUUUUAUUCGUUAUCAAUUUUAUAUGCUACUUAUUUGAUUUAUACUAAUUAUUAUGAGUAAAAAGUAGUAUUCAAUAAUUUCUGAAAUUUUUUCACUAUAUCUAUACUAUACUGUGAUGACAUAUGUAUAUGUUUAUUCUCUUCAUUUUAUCGAAUAUAAUAAGAAUGAUUAUAUUCACAUUUGUGAAUAUGUACUUUUUUAUAUGAUGAUCUCAUGUAUAUUCUUUUCAUAUUUAUUAAAUAAUUAGUUUUUAUAAAAUUUCUGACCAGUAAAAGUGUUUUUUUUUUUUAAAAAAAAUUAUUGGGAAGUUUUGGAUGUAUUUGAAGAGUUGUUAUUCACUUGUGAAUCGAAUGCUACUUUUUUGUAUCUGGUCGUCUUACUUACUUACGCCUUGCGAAGGAGCAUAGGCCACUCACCAGCAUUCUCCAUCCAACACUGUCCUGGGCAAUCCUUUCUAGCUCGUUCCAGUUCUUAUUCAUUCCUUUUACAUCCGCUUCUAUUUCCCGAUGUAAUGUGUUCUUUGGCCUUCCUCUUUUCCACUUUCCUUCAUGAUUCCAAGUUAGCGCUGAUUGUUAUUAUUUUGGAAUCG
This is a messenger RNA of Schistosoma spindalis, 3502 nucleotides long. The record is from the annotation of a GenBank genome assembly. NCBI's taxonomy places the organism in Eukaryota, Metazoa, Platyhelminthes, Trematoda, Strigeidida, Schistosomatidae.